AGGAAAAUACGGCAUCGUGCGACGAGCGGUCGACAAGAAGACCGGCGUCAACUACGCGGCCAAGUUUCUACGCCGGCGACGCCGCGGUCAGUGCUGCGCCAAAGAAAUCAACCACGAGAUAGCGGUUCUGAUGCUGUGCGCCAACUCACAUCACAUCGUGCGACUGCAUGCGGUCCAUGAGACUCGCUCGGAGACGGCACUCAUUCUGGAACUCGCUACUGGCGGCGAACUCCAGACCCUGAUCGACAGCAAAGGACAGCUUUCGGAAACGAAAACGAGAACCUGUAUGCGGGAAAUAUUGCGUGCUCUGCAUCACCUUCACAAACAAUCCAUUGCACAUCUGGACUUGAAGCCACAGAACAUUCUGCUCAGUGGAAAUGAUGUUGAAGACGGUCUCAAACUGUGCGACUUCGGUAUCGCGCGUAUUGUCGAAGAUACGGGCAAGAUAUACGAGAUUCUUGGCACACCCGACUACGUGGCCCCCGAGGUGCUACACUAUGAACCACUAUCGCUGAAGACCGACAUCUGGUCGAUUGGGGUGCUGACUUACGUGCUGCUCACCGGAUGUUCUCCCUUCGGCGGUGACAACAAGCAGGAAACGUUCCUUAACAUAACCAAAUGUUUGCUCACCUUCCCGGAGGAACUGUUCGAGGAAGUGUCGAUGGAUGCGAUUGACUUUAUCCAGAGUGCGCUUCGAAUUAAGCCGAAGGAGCGCCCCACCGUGAAGGAGUGCCUUGAGCACCGCUGGCUCAAAGAAGACAGUGUAAGUGUUGCCAGCGAAACGUUAGCCGCUUCCGUCGUAGUGCAAAUACAAUCAGAAACCUCGGAACAAAUUCUUCCCUGCCCACCGUUCACUUCCCUUCUCGAGGAAGCGACCUUUCCCGAGGAACAAGUGGUCGAGGUUGUGUAUUUAAAUGGCCAUAGUCAAAGUAAUGGCGAUAAUGCCGAAGAACCAGUGUUGAAAGGUGAGGAGCAACAGCCUACAGCAGAGGAAGAGGUGGACGAUGAAGCAGAAACCAACAAAGAGAACGUCCUAGUACAAACCAUUGCUCAACAACAACAACCGUUGACUAGUGUGGUGGAGAUUGUCAGUGUUUCCUUGUUCCCAGAUGCCCCUACCACUCCGAAGGUCAGUCGGAAAGCUCCACCCUCCGAGCAGCAACAAAAUGGCCACCUUAUUCAUCAUAACCACCAAAACGGUCAUCACCAUCAUCAUCUCCAACAUCAUAGUCACCACCAGAACAACAUCAACAACAACGUGGUCAUGGUGAGCAGUAGACAAACCACCAACGGUACGACCACCACCACCAGCCAGACGACGACAUCGGCGACAACGGCGUCCGGUAGCCCCUCAGUCAAAGCAUACGUACAAAAGUUCCAGCAGCAGCACCAGGAAUCCGCAACGGCGACUGUGAUGCUUCCGAUGGAAAACGGUUUCUGUGCCGCAGCGGCUGCCACUCUGUGCUGUCUCAAGUGUAGCGAAGAGACGGGCACGGGAGCGACAGCCACCGGGCUGGCAGUAGCCGUUGCCACGGUCGCAACCCGAAAGACGCUCCAGUGCGGUGACAAAGGUAUCAUCUGCUGAGAACCGGCUCCCGGUGGGAGACCACUUGCUGCUGCCGCCACUGCCACCAGCCGCAGGUGGAAGAGUCAGUGUUUGUAGGUGAACGGGUGUCCCCGAGA
Messenger RNA from Topomyia yanbarensis, 1683 nucleotides. RefSeq names its product serine/threonine-protein kinase 17A (gene Drak). Gene Ontology annotation, biological process: positive regulation of apoptotic process; intracellular signal transduction; protein phosphorylation. The record is from RefSeq and is a predicted model, not a curated record. Gene Ontology annotation, cellular component: nucleus. The transcript has 4 exons. The annotation marks the transcript as partial. Lineage: Eukaryota; Metazoa; Arthropoda; Insecta; Diptera; Culicidae. Gene Ontology annotation, molecular function: protein serine/threonine kinase activity; ATP binding.